Molecule: messenger RNA, 1476 nt
Organism: Alnus glutinosa
Lineage: Eukaryota; Viridiplantae; Streptophyta; Magnoliopsida; Fagales; Betulaceae
Exons: 1
Coding region: 1-1476 (491 amino acids)
Molecular function (GO): protein dimerization activity
Source: RefSeq, a predicted model, not a curated record
AUGGCUAUUGUUUCAAGAUUUGUUGACAAAUAUGGUUUUAUACAAGAACGUUUCUUUGAUGUUGUCCAUGUUAAAGAUACAUCGGCAUCGACUUUAAAGAAUGAAAUAUCUGUUGUUCUUUCUCAACACCAUCUUGAUAUUCAAAAUAUUUGUGGACAAGGGUAUAAUGGUGCUAGUAAUAUGCGUGGUGAAUGGAAAGGAUUACAAGCAUUAGUUCUUAAUGAUUGUCCUUGUACAUACUCUGUUCAUUGUUUCGCUCAUCGAUUACAAUUAACAUUAGUUGCUACAUCUAGAAAGGUAGUUUCUAUUCAUGAGUUCUUCUCAAAUUUGAAUUUCACUAUCAAUGUUGUUGGUGCUUCAUGUAAACGUCAUGAUGAAUUACAAGCUGCUCAAACAGCAGAAAUUGCACAUUUGUUAGCUAUUGAUGAACUUGAAACUGGAAAAGGAGCUAACCAAAUUGGCACUUUGAAACAAGCUGGUGAUACUCGUUGGAGUUCUCAUUUUCAAUCUAUUUGUAGCCUAGUAAGGUUGUUUAAUGCUACUUGUUCAGUGCUUGAAAAUAUUAUAAAUGAAGGAUCCACUUACUCUCAACGUGGUGAUGCUAAUGCUGCUUAUCAAAUGACUACUUCAUUUCAAUUUAUAUUCAUUUUACAUUUGAUGAAGGAAAUCAUGGGUAUUACUGAUGGUCUUUGUCAACAUUUGCAACAAAAAUCUCAAGAUAUCUUGACUGCUGUGGAAUUGGUUGCUAAUACAAAAAAACUUAUCCAAAAGUUGAGAGAUGAAGAUUGGGAUAGAUUGCUUGAGAAAGUGGUAUCUUUUUGCAAGAAAUUUGAAAUUGACAUUCCAGAUUUGAGUGCUCGUUAUGUUCAACGUCGAGGUCGUCAUCAACGAGAUCACAUCACAGUGGAGCAUCAUUAUCAUUUUGACAUAUUCAAUGCUACCAUAGACUUUCAAUUGCAAGAGCUCGAUAAUAGGUUUAGUGAAAGAGCAAUGGAACUCUUGACACUUAGUUCAGCUUUGGAUCCAAAUGAUGCCUAUAAGUCCUUUAAUAUUGAUGAUAUAUGUAGGCUUGCAGAGAAGUAUUAUCCUCUUGAUUUUUCAGAGCAGGAGAAAAUUAAUCUGAGAUUUCAGUUGAAACAUUUUCAACUUGAUAUGCUUAAUGAUCCGAAAUUAAAAAAUUUGUCUUCCAUUGCAGAAUUAUGUCGAGGAUUGAUAGAGACAGAAAAAUCAGAGAGAUAUCAUCUUAUUGACAAAUUGAUUCGUCUUGUUUUGACUCUUCCAGUAUCUACAACAACUACCGAACGAGCAUUUUCAGCAAUGAAAGUCAUUAAAACAAGACUUCGUAACAAAAUGGAUGAUGAGUUUCUCGCAAAUAGUUUAGUUGUCUAUAUUGAGAGGGAAAUUUCUAAGAGUUUCAAUUCAGAUUUGAUACUUGAUGAUUUUGUUUCUCUGAAAACGCGGAGGAUGCAAUUUUAG